Messenger RNA from Lachancea sp. 'fantastica', 1977 nucleotides. The record is from the annotation of a GenBank genome assembly. Lineage: Eukaryota; Fungi; Ascomycota; Saccharomycetes; Saccharomycetales; Saccharomycetaceae.
AUGGCUCCUGUUGCUUCCAAGAAUGGUAAGAAACAUGCUUUGAAGGUGAAUGAUAAGAAAGGUGCGAAAAAAGCUAGAGUUGAAGUUGAUUCUACGUCCAGCAGCGAAGACAUUUCUUCAGCAGAGGACGAUGAGGACGAUGAGGAAGAAGAAGUUGAGGAAGAGGACGAGCUAGACGCAAGCUCUGAAGAAGACGAAUUAGACCAGCCAGAUGGAGAAACCGGAUCUGAUAGUGAGGAAGACGAGGAAACCUCAGCUGGCAACGAAGAAGACAAGGAAAAAAGCGUUAGUGAAGGUCCAGGACAACAUGCAGAGCAAAGAAAGCUUUUGAAAGAGCGUAAACUGCAAAGAAAGUCCGGUAACGAAGUCCAGCAGAUCAAAUCGUUGUGGGAAAGACUGCGUGUGAACAACCCACCGGUGCCUAAACCCGUGCGUGAAAAACUGGCCAACGAGGUGUGGGAACUUUCGAAAGACUGUAUCAGUGAUCUGGUGAUGAAACACGAUGCGUCGCGUGUGGUGCAAACCCUGGUCAAGUACUCCUCGAAAGAGCGUCGGGAACAGGUCGUUGACGCCCUGAAGGGCAAAUACUACGUCUUGGCCACUUCUUCCUACGGUAAAUACCUUUUGGUCAAAUUAUUGCAUUACGGUACAAAGCAGUCCAGACAAGUCAUCAUCGAUGAACUGCACGGAUCUUUGAGAAAGCUCAUGAGACAUCGUGAAGGUGCACACGUCGUGGAAGACCUGUAUGUGUUGUACGCUUCCCACGAACAAAGACAACAGAUGAUCCGCGAGUUUUGGGGUGCCGAAUACGCUGUUUUCAGGGACGCCCACAAAGACUUGACUCUUGAGCAAGUGUGCGAGAGCAGCGCAGAAAAAAAGAACAUCAUCAGCAAGAACUUGAUUGGUACAAUCACCGCCUCGGUCGAAAAGGGCUCUGUGGGGUUCCAGAUCUUGCAUGCCGCCAUGGUCGAAUACGUCAAGAUCGCGGGCGACAAGGAAAUCUCAGAAUUCAUAGAGGUGCUCGAAGACAAAUUUGCGGAGCUGGUACAUACUCCAGAAGGAGCUGAGGUCUGUUCCACACUAAUAGCAAGAGCUACCGCAAAGGAGAGAAAGCUGAUCAUUAAGAAUUUGAAGGACCAUGCUGACAAUCUUAUCAGAAACGAGUUUGGUAACAGUGUGUUUGUCACCGCGCUAAUGUGUGUUGAUGACACUGUAAUGAUGUUUAAAUCAUUUGGGCCCGCCAUCAAAGAUCGUUUGCAAAGCAUGAUUGUUGACAAGUUUGGGAGAAGGCCCUUCUUGUACAUUCUUCUAGGACUUGACGGGAAGUAUUUCUCGCCCAACGCCAAGAAAGAGUUGCAAAAGUAUAUCAAGCUUUCAGAGAAGACCUCGAAAAAGCCUUUUGAGCAGAGAAGACGGGAGCUUCUGAAUAAGUUUGCGCCCAUGUAUUUGAGCACCAUUGCCAAGUACUACGACUUGAUUUUGGAGGAAACUCUCGGGUGCCAAUUCAUAAGCGAGGUGCUUGUCAAUGAUGAAUUCUACGAGCAGCUCGGCGAACAAGACAAGCAAAGGUUCCAGGAAGUUAUCGACACUGUCAUUGCCUAUUUCAAAGGUGACAUUUCAGAGGAAACUCAUCCAAUUCACAGACCAUUCUCUGUCCGUCUGUUAAAAUCGUUGAUUCAGGGCGGAAAGUGGAAUGCCAAAGAAAAGAAGCUCGAACCAUUGCAUAAAGUUCAAGGUCUUGGACCUGAAUUUGCCCAGAAGUUUUACGAAGCCAUCAUUGACGAAACAAAUCUUUUGGAUUGGAUCAACAACGCUGAUAGCUCCUUCACCGUCGUGGCACUUUAUGAGUCGUUGUCCAAGGCCGGAAACAAAAAAUUCUUGAAAGACUUGAAAAAAGUCGCAAAGAGCAUCGACAAAGACAGCAGCGACAACAAGGGUAGUCGUCUCUUGGCAAAACUAAUGAAUGAGAAGUCAUAA